AUGGGGGACCUCACAGUAUGGCAGCUUGCUUUAUCAAAGCCAGCAAGUGAUCCAAAUGAAGAUACAGAAUGGAAUGAAAUUUUAAGAGAUUUUGGCAUUCUUCCUCCAAAAGAAGAGCCAAAAGAUGAAAUUGAAGAAAUGGUUUUACGUUUACAGAAAGAAGCAAUGGUUAAACCAUAUGAAAAGAUGACUCUUGCACAGUUGAAGGAAGCUGAAGAUGAAUUUGAUGAUGAAGAUAUGAGUGCUCUUCAAAUAUAUAGAGAAAAGCGGUUAAAGGAAUGGAAAGCUCUUAAGAAAAAACAAAAAUUUGGGGAAUUAAGAGAAAUUUCUGGAAAUCAGUAUGUGAACGAAGUCACAAAUGCAGAAAAGGAUGUGUGGGUUAUAAUUCACCUAUACAGAUCAAGCAUCCCAAUGUGUUCGUUGGUUAACCAGCAUCUUAGUCUCCUAGCAAGAAAGUUUCCUGAAACUAAAUUUGUUAAAGCCAUUGUGAAUAGCUGUAUUCAACACUACCAUGACAAUUGUUUACCAACAAUUUUUGUUUAUAAAAAUGGUCAGAUAGAAGGCAAAUUCAUUGGAAUUAUAGAAUGUGGAGGGAUAAAUCUCAAGCUAGAAGAACUUGAAUGGAAGCUAGCAGAAGUUGGAGCAAUACAGACUGAUUUGGAAGAAAACCCCAAAAAAGUCAUUGUAGAUGUGAUGGUAUCUUCAAUUAGAAACACUUCUAUUUGUGAUGACACUAAUAGCUCAAACAGUGAUAAUGAUGAUACCAAAUAGAAAUACUUAAUAAAUAGCUUUAAAGUGUUUAUAUAUGGAAUAUUUUAUUUGCCACUGCCUUUAUAAUCAAAGAUCAGAAAAUUCAUAAAUAAAUUUCUUUUCUUUUUUAUAUUAGAAUUAUAGCUUAUAUGUCAUUAUAAAAACUUUCAGGUAUUUUAGAAUAUUCAUUGCCUCCAACAAAACUAGAAUUUGUACUGAACCCUUAAUAUUUGUUUGUGAUUUAUCUUUUUUUGGAUCCUUAUUGGACAAAAACAAAAAUAUUACAAGUCCUCUGUGUUGCCUGCUCACUUCCAAAGAGGCCUGUGGAUAAAAAUGAUGAAA
Molecule: messenger RNA, 1092 nt
Organism: Lipotes vexillifer (Yangtze River dolphin)
Lineage: Eukaryota; Metazoa; Chordata; Mammalia; Artiodactyla; Lipotidae
Gene: PDCL2
Product: phosducin like 2
Exons: 6
Coding region: 1-771 (256 amino acids)
Biological process (GO): protein folding
Cellular component (GO): cytoplasm
Source: RefSeq, a predicted model, not a curated record